GCAAAGCCCAGAAAAAUCAUUUUCUAUUUGGCAGUUUAUUCGAAACUCCCAAACUACUCUUCUCUUCCUUGCAAUCCCAAACUUUUUCCCUAUUCAAGAAAUGCAAGCGCAACCCUGCCUCGUACCCCCUGUGUAUGAGCCAGGACUUACUUCUAGUGAAUACUUUAGAAAAUGCCAGGAGGCGGGAUACAAUCCCGACUGGCCACGGCGAGGGCAAACAAUGGCUGAGUAUCUCCCUAACGCGAUUGGGCGCAUGUGGCCCCCAACAUGGUCUCGGGAGUUGCCUCGUAAACAAGCUGAAGGCUUAUUGUGUUUACUCUGGGAAAAUCUUCGUUAUAGAGGGAAACGGUUGCCCAAUGUAAUCCCAAAGCUUAGUCAACCUGCCUGGGUCACUCUGAUCCAGCCGGGUGAAUCUGUCGAGGAUUAUUUUGCUAGAAAGGGCCAACCAUUGGUGCAUCCCCGCCUGCCAUGUUUAAUCGUGAAAGGUGGCAUACGGGGAUCCUCCAGGCGUAGUCGUCAGAGGGCCCGUGCCACAGGGAAGCCCUGUUGGAAAGCGGGCGAGCCUCAUGAGGACUAUCUCCCGCUAGAACUGCUUACAUACGAGUCGGAGGAGUUUCCGGCUUCACGAGAUAAUAGUCCAGCAGCCUCAAGGCAAAACACUCCGGGAAUCCCGGAACGAGUUCAUACUUCUACUCCCGACCCGGAAUUGGCUCAAACACAGAGAGGCACAGCCGAAAAUGAAAAUAAGAGUGAGGACGUUUUGCGGAUUGUAAUACCCCGUUCUAUGCGCCCGAUUAAAUCCAUUACAAUUGUAUUCACUAUACUGGCUAUGUGUUUGUCGGUCUGCGCGGUUUCGAACCCCGUUCGUGAAAUUUCCUGCCUCGAAUUUUGCCGCGUUAUUUUGCCUCAUAAUUAUGUUACAUCAAUAGAUAAUAGUUAUAUUCCAUCAAUUAUUGGCAUCAUGUCUAAAAAGAAUUUGACUCAACACCAGCAAGCAUAUAUUUCAACAUUUGGGGAGCCAACUACAGAGGAAGAGAAAAAGGAGAUGAAUAAUCUUGUGGCUUCCUGGGAGAAAAUCCCGAAGAAGAAAUUUAAAGAUAACAACAAUAAUAAAGAAAAAAUCCUCGAAGAGGAUACUUCUUCUAAAAUCUUACCCAUAGCAACUCAAAUAGAAAAUGAAAAAUUAGCUGCUAUUCAACAACAGAAAGAAAAGGCAACAGACACUCAACAACAACCAAUCGUAAUGACAACGCUCACCCAACCUACGUUACAAUAUCAAUUUGCUCCAGCAGUUACUACAUUAGCUCAACAACAAAAUACUUCAACUACAGUGGGGCAAAGUAGCAUAUGUGGAACUUCAUCUUCCGCGCUCGUUCCUCAAAGUCUGCCACCACCGAAUAUACAGUUGGUGCCAGCCUUUCCACCACCAGCGAUUGAUGUGUCUGCUAUUCCUCUUGCUAAUGUUCGAGCGGAAGAGCCUGACGGUAGUGGCCGCCGUAGUCUAGAUAAUCGUUCGCGGCGUCCUUAUGCAAGAGGAGUUCCGGAGUCUGGACGUCGCCCAUACCGUCAGGCAUCUUCAAUCCGGGGUCUUGUUGAUAAUCAUCUCCGGGGUCUUCGUACCCGUGCCGAGCAAAUUGCUACCGCUGCCUCCACUGCUUUGACAGAAAUUGAAGAAGAAAAUCGAGAUGGAAGAGGAGAAGAAUAUACACAAGACUUACUUGCGAUUGAGGGCGCAACUGCCCGACUUGUCAAAUCAAUACGUACCGCAUUUUCUCGCCUUCCCCCUCGCUAGCUAUAUACCUUUUUUGUUGGGCGGGGAAUGUGCCCAAAGGGCACUUAAAAUCCCAUUUUAAUUUUAUUAAUUAAUAUUUUAACCUUUACUUCUUUCCCCGCUCAAAACACACUUUUUUACAAUUUUCUUUUCUCUCUUAAAAUCUAUUUGUUUACGCCCAUUUUUUACCCCUAUAUAAUGUUUUGGCCUACUCUCUUUAAUCACUUGCUUUACCGUCAUUUUUUAGUUGUUGUUUUCUACCCUUUACUUGCUUAUUUCUCACUUGCUUUUAUUGCCAGC
Molecule: messenger RNA, 2071 nt
Organism: Meloidogyne enterolobii
Lineage: Eukaryota; Metazoa; Nematoda; Chromadorea; Rhabditida; Meloidogynidae
Source: the annotation of a GenBank genome assembly